Messenger RNA from Adineta steineri, 4932 nucleotides. The record is from the annotation of a GenBank genome assembly. Lineage: Eukaryota; Metazoa; Rotifera; Eurotatoria; Adinetida; Adinetidae.
AUGCCAAUGUGUGAAUGGUAUAUUUAUAGUCGACCAUGGUCAACACUUGGUCCAGAUUUUCUGUUACCAGGUGUUGAAACAACAUUUCUUCCUGCACGUAUACAAAAAUUUAUUUAUUCAAAUAAAACAAAAAUGAAUCAAUCAAUAAAUAUUGAAGUACGUGGAAAUUAUCAUGAUAAUAUAUGUGGCAUAGGUCAAGAAGAAAUAUAUAAUCUUGAUUUAUGGAUAUUUCCAAUGGAUAAUAAAAUAGACGAACCAGUAUUUACAUUUGAAGGUGCUGUUAUUCAACAAGUUCAAGGUGUACAGUCUGGUCGAUGGUCAAUGGAAAAAACAAUUUAUGAUAAAUUAAAUAUCCAAACUGAUUUAUCUAGUACUGAUCAUAAACCAUAUUUAGAUACAAUUAUAAAAGAUUAUUGUUUACUUCCAUCACCUAAUCAAGUUAUUCUUAAUAAUCAACUUAAUUUUAUUAUUAAUCAAGAUUUAAUUGAAACGAUAGAACCGUUUAAUGAAUUAGCUGUUUAUUAUGCUCAAAUGACAAUUAAAGAUCUUGUUUUAAAUCAUAUACAUCAUCGUUUAUUAAAUGCAUGUCGUUCUCUUGCUUCAACUUUACAUUCAGAACAAGUAACAUGGAAUUCAAUACAUCUUCGUCUUAUUCAAUUAAUUGAACGUUUUCCUCGUUUAAAACCAUUUUUAAUAAUAUUAAAUAAAUAUGGUUUACAUUUAAAAGAUAUUCUUAGUGGAGAAAAAAAUGGAUCAGAUAUAUUUUUUCGUGAUGUUGAAAUUGGACAGACUUUUCAACAAAUUAAAACUCUUCUAAGUGCAACUAAAAUACAACAAAUUUUUCAUUCGAUUUGUCAACAUUUACAAUUACAAUAUGAACAAAAUAAAGAUAAUUCAUUUGAAAAUUAUCGAUUAUGUAUAUUGUGGUUAACUGAUAAUGACUAUUCAGAUAUUUUACCUAUUCUUGAUCUUUUUCUUAAUUUAUCACAACAAACAGAUUUAUUAAUUGAUUUACAUUAUGUAGAUUCUGAUCCAAUACAACUUGCAAAUGCUCAACAAACAUUUAAUACACAUAUAACCAAUCAAACAAACUUAUCUAUUAUUUAUGAUGAAACAAUUGAUUUAUAUGAUAGUAAAACACUUGAAAAAAUACCAAUAGAAUCAUUUGAUAUUAUAUUUUCUGCAAAUCAACUUCUAGGAAAUCAAGAUUUAACAAAUUCUUUAACUGAUCUUCGUCGCUUACUUGUCCCUAAUGGUCUUCUUUUAUUACUUGAAUUAGUUCAUGUUCCUCUUUAUUUUGAUCUUAUUUUUGGUUUUAUUGAUCAAUGGUGGUCAUCAUCUGAUGAUAAUAAUCGUGCAUUAACUAAUAUUCAACAAUGGACAACAUUAGUAGAACAAAUCCAAGGAUUUAAUAUUAUUGAAUCAACAUUAAAUGAAAAUGAAAGUACAUUAAUUAUUAGUCAAAAAACAAUAUCAAAAGAAAUAUUACAAACACUUGAUGAAAGAAAAAAUCAAAUAUGGGUAGUAUUUACUAAAGAUGAUAAUAAUAAUAAAAAUAGUUUUAGUCAUAUUCUAUCAUCAUUAUUACCAUGUUCAAAUAUUAAAAUUUUUGAUAUACGUAAUUCAAAUUUAGAUAUGAUUUGUUUUGGAAUACCAGUUCUACUAACUACUUAUAAACAAACAUCUGUUAUUUUUGCAUGGCAACUUAAUCAAGUAUUACUUAAUGAAAAUAAUGAUGAUUUAGCAUUUAAACAAAAUGAAGAACUUCUAUGUGGAACAUUAUCACGUAUUCUUCAAACAAUUAAAAAAUCAUCACCACACUUCUAUCCAUUUGUAUAUGUUCUUACAGAUCAUGCUCAAUUUAAUAAUAAUUCGAAUCUUAAUAUAAUUGCAUUACCAUUUAUUGGUCUUGCACGAAGUUUAAUAACUGAAUAUGAACGACAUAGAUUAAAACUUAUGGAUCUUCGAACAUCAUUAAAUAAUGAAUUAAUAUUUAUUCAUACUUUAAUAGAAUAUAUGAUUAAUUCAAGAUAUUCAAGUGAUACUUGUGAAGUUGUUCUUCGUCUUAAUGAUACAGAUCAAAAUCAAGUUCAACAUUUAACGUGGUAUUAUGAAAUGUUACAAAAAUCUACUGAUGACGAACAAGAGAAAUCUAAAUUAGAACAAAUUUCUAUUAUUCCUAAACGAGAUGCUGAUCAAAAACCAUUUCGUAUUUGUGUACCGCAAUCUCGUUUUCUUUCUGAAUUAACAUGGAUUGGAGAAGAUAGAGAAAAAGACUUAUUACCAGGUGUGGUAGAAGUUCGUGUUCAUUGUGUUGGUAUUAAUUUUCGUGAUGUACUCAAGUCACGUGGUCUUUAUCCACAUACACGUACUUUUGCACAAUCUGAUGAAAAUCAACCAAAAGUUAAUCAAGAUACAGAACCAGGUUCAGAUUUUGUUGGUACUAUUGUACGUGUAGGUCCUACAACAACUAAUUUUCAAGUUGGUGAUCAUGUUGUAGGUGCUACUAGUCAUGGUACAUAUCAUUCUCAUAUUAUGAUUAAUUCACAACUUAUAAUACGUAUUCCAUCUGAUUUUCCUCUUACUGAUGAACAAUUAUGUGGUAUGCCAACUCCACUUUUAACAGUUAUAUAUUCUCUUAAAUAUCGUGUUCAUUUGCAAGCUGGUCAAACUGUUCUUAUUCAUGCUGCAACAGGUGCUGCAGGUCAAAUGUGUAUUCAAUAUUGCCAAUAUAUUGGUGCUCGUGUUAUUGCUACAGCUGGAACUGAAGAAAAACGACGUUUUCUUCAUGAAUAUUAUGGUAUUGAACAUGUAUUUAAUAGUCGAGAUACUUCUUUUGUUAAUGAUAUACGUCGAAUUCUCCCACAAGGUGUUGAUGUUAUUGUUAAUUCAUUAUCAGGUAUUUUAUUGAAAGAAUCAAUUAAAUUAUUAGCAUAUCAUGGUAAUUUUGUUGAAUGGGGUAAACGAGAUAUUUAUCAUGAUAGCAAUUUAUCAAUGUUUCAAUUACGAUCAGAUUGUAGUUUUCAUGUGAUUGACUUCGCUGGACUUGCUGAUCAUGUGUCACCUCUUAUUCGUCUUAUGCUAGAAGAAGCAAUUGACUUAUUUGUUCAACGUAAAUUACGUGCUGUUGAACCAACAGUUACUUAUGAACCACCUCAAGUAAUAGAAGCAUUAUUAAGAUGUAAUAGUGGGCAAGUUAUGGGUAAAACAGUUUUUCGUAUAAGUUCAUCUGAUCAACCAUUAAAUAUUAAUAAAAAACAAUCUACUAGUUUAUUAAAAGUUGUAAGUGAUAAUAGAAUGUUUCCAUCAGAAGUUUGUAAUGAAGGAACAAUAUUAAUAUCUGGUGGUUUUGGUGGUCUUGGUUUAACAAUGUCUCGAUGGAUGAUUGAACAACGAGGUGUUAAACAUAUAGCACUUAUGAGUCGUCGAACAUUAGUUGAACUUGAGAAACCUUCGAAUCCACAAUAUGAUGAUUGGUUAAGAUUAAAACGAACAACAAAAGAAUAUAAUGCUCAUGUUGAUGUUGUUCAAGCAGAUGUAACAAAUUUUCAACAAGUUUAUGAUUUAAUUGAAAGAUUUCAAAAAACUUCUUAUCCUAUCCGUGGUAUUAUUCAUAGUGCUGUUGUCUCAGAAGAUCGUACUUUAGGUAAUUUAACACAAGAACAUUUAUCACUUGUUUUACCACCAAAAGUUCGUGGUGCAUGGUAUCUUCAUCAAGCUACACAACUUCUUCAUGCACCUAUUUAUUUCUUUAUUAUGUUUUCAUCAAUUCGAAAUCAUUUACUUGAAGUUUCAUCUGCUGGUUAUAAUGCUGGUAAUCAAUUUCUUGAUGCACUUGCUCAUUAUCGUUUUGCAAAACUUAAUUUACCAGCACUAUCAAUUAGUUUACCAGCUGUAAGUGGUGCUGGAAUGUUUCAUCGUCAUAAAGAAAUGCUCAGUACUUUGAAAGAGACACAAGGGUUUGAAUUAAUGCCAACAGUAACUGUAUUCAAAUUAAUUGAAUGUUUUCAUCGAACUCAAAAGAUUUGUCCAUGUCCUGUUAUUUUUGCUGUUAAUUGGCAAAUAUUACAUCGAAAUUAUCCAACAUUAGCUACAUCUUAUUUAAGAAAAAUCGUAGAUCAACGUUAUAAAGAAAUGAAAUUUGAUCAAAUAUCAUCGACAUCAUCAGGAAAAAAUAACUCAGCUGAGUCUACUAUGAAUAAAAAAGAAAGUAUUAUUGAACGAACUCAAUCUGUUGUUGCAAGAUUAUUAGGUGCAGUUAGUGUUGAUCGUAUAGUCAUUGAUCGUUCACUUGUUAGUCAAGGUAUGGAUUCAUUAGCUGCUGUUUCAUUAUAUAAUUGGUUAGGUCAAGAAACUGGUAUUUAUAUACCAUUAUCUGAUCUUAUUCAUGGACUUUCAAUUGAAACAAUUGCAACACUUGUUUAUAGCAAACUUAAUGAAAAAGAACAAACAACAUCAACAGUUACAAAAGAACAUGAUUCAGAUUUUGAUUUAAUUAAUGAAAAUGAAAUUCAAUUUUCUAAUACAUCAGCAUAUACUGGUUUAGAAAAUAUCAUUUGUUUACAUCGAUCAAAUCAAAAUAAUACUUCAACUCUUUUUUGUAUUACUCAAAUAUCAAAUGUUAAUGAUAAGAAUAAUGAAGAUUUAUUUACAUUUUUUAUUGAUAAAUUAUCUGAUCAAAAAAAUAAAACAUCAUCAAAUGAUAUCUAUGCUUUACAAAUACCAACAAUAACAUCAUCAUCAUCAUCUAUAUCUACAUAUGCUCAAAAUCUUAUUACACAAAUGCGUCGUAUUCAACCAUGUGGAUUUUAUCAAAUAGUAGCUAUUCGAAAUAAACCAGAAGAAACUAUUGCUCAUGAAAUGUUAAAACAACUCGAAGCACAUUCACUCAUUACUAACACGCAAUUACAUCUUUUAGAUGCUCACAAUUAA